CAGAGAAGUAGAGUUGUCUUCGCCAACCUAACAAGAACUCGUCCACACGUUCUACUCUUAGAUGAGCCAACCAACAACCUUGACAUCAUCACUAUCGACGCGCUCGUCGACGCGCUCAACGACUUUCAGGGCGCGGUCGUCGUCGUCAGCCAUGACCUCCGGCUGGUGUCCGCAUGUUGCAACCACGUGCUGGCGUGUGAGGAAGGAAGAGUGACGGAGGUCAAGGGCGGCAUCGAAGCAUACCGACAGAUGUUAGAGGAGAGGCAAAGAAAUUCUUCUUAA
This is a messenger RNA of Guillardia theta CCMP2712, 282 nucleotides long. RefSeq lists its product as hypothetical. The transcript has 3 exons. The record is from RefSeq and is a predicted model, not a curated record. Gene Ontology annotation, molecular function: ATP binding. The annotation marks the transcript as partial. Lineage: Eukaryota; Cryptophyceae; Pyrenomonadales; Geminigeraceae.